Molecule: messenger RNA, 1356 nt
Organism: Paramuricea clavata
Lineage: Eukaryota; Metazoa; Cnidaria; Anthozoa; Malacalcyonacea; Plexauridae
Source: the annotation of a GenBank genome assembly
AUGGAAAAAUCUGGUUCAACCAAUGUAUGUGUGUCGAUAUCAAUAACAUCAAAACAGAGUCUGGUAUACCAGCACGUUUAUGACGCUCUGGUGCUGUUAUCCAAACGACAGCCGAUGCUUCGAGCAGUGAUAGCAACUAUGGCGAAUGGAGAUAGAUAUUUCGAAAUCAAGGAAAUCAAUGAAGUCAUUACAAUGUUAGACAUUACCACUUCUGAUGUAAAGGCUUCUGACUGGCAAAGUGUUUGGUUUGAAUAUACAGCAAAACCGAGAGGGAAUGGUCUGUUAUGGCGAGUCGUAAUAUUACAAGAGGAAUUCAUACCGAAUACUAAAGAUUAUGCAAAUACGUUAAUGUUUAACUUCAACCAUUCCUGUAUUGAUGGCGUGUGCUCUGUGAAGUUUUGCGAGCAAUUUCUUAAUUAUAUGAAUGAACUUGCAAAAGGUACCAGCUCUGCAGACGAAGAAAUUUUAAGCCUUGAUCUGCUGCCAUUUUAUCACGAGAUUGUCACACGGGGACGCAUUUGGCAUUUAUUGUUUAACUUUUUGCUGGCUUAUUGUGGCCUACGACCGAUCCUGAAAUUUUGCAUGGAAAAAAUGAUGAAUCGAGAAUUACAAAAGAAGCCGGAUAAUCCGUAUCAUACACAGUUUCCUCGGAACUCGGAGGUUUCUACUGCUGUACCAUGUCGACUGAGCGUAAAGGUUUUUACUGAGGAAGAAACGAAGGGUAUUGUGCAAGCCUGCAAAAGGAAGAAUUGCUCAGUAACAGGAGCUAUCGCAGCUGCAGCCCAUUUAGCUUUUUGUAAGCUUAUAGGGCCCGGGCAACCAAAUUCUAAAAUGGAGUUAGGAUUGCCGUUUAGCAUCAAUGCACAACGCUUCUGUGAUCCGAAACCGCCCAAAGAAUACCUUGGAUAUUUUGUGUAUGGGUGUGAAAAUAUUUACAUGAAAUAUCCGGCUGGUGAUACUGCAGACUUCUGGAAAUUAGCCCAAGAAACUACGCAGCGAAUAAAGGAUUUUGUUAGGAAAGAAGCAUAUGUAUCCGAAGCGACACUCGUGAAUGGACUACUCAAACCAAGAAAUCUGUUCAAUCUCAGCGUCAGUGAUGAUUUAUUUGUGAAAGGCGGCUGCAAUUUUAUAUCAAGUUUUGGAUGUUUCAAUUUCGGCAAUCGUCAACCUGGGACGUAUAUACUACACGAAUGUUUUAUUAAUGCUCUUACUCAUGGAACGGCUUAUACAUUUUUCCAUUUUAUCCACACUAUUAAUGGUAAAAUGACCUGGCAAUUUACCACUAAUGAUGCAGUACAUACUAAGCACGUGGAGAAAUUUGCUAAUCUUUGCUUCAGUAUGCUGAGUAAAAUGUGA